Acanthaster planci (crown-of-thorns starfish) is the source of this 4421-nucleotide messenger RNA. RefSeq names its product glutamate receptor 1-like. NCBI's taxonomy places the organism in Eukaryota, Metazoa, Echinodermata, Asteroidea, Valvatida, Acanthasteridae. Gene Ontology annotation, biological process: monoatomic ion transport. Gene Ontology annotation, cellular component: membrane. The record is from RefSeq and is a predicted model, not a curated record. Gene Ontology annotation, molecular function: signaling receptor activity; ligand-gated monoatomic ion channel activity.
ACACAGCAGUUGGGUUUUUUGUUCCAGCUGCAGGAUUUUUGCAGGAAAGGGAAGCAGUGCGACAGCGAGGGAUCUUUCGCCAUUACUGGAUGAUUUUCCCCCCUGGUUAAUCACAUUGGAAGGAGUACAUAACCGCGAAGAGUGGUUCUUUACUGAGUGUGUUUUCCUUGACUCUUGGAGAAUACCCAGACAGCCAUGGCAGUGACUUUGGGCCUUGUAGCCUUAGUUGUUGGGUCACUUGUGGGCAACACUGUUUCACAAAGUUACAAGAUCGGUGCCAUGUACGGCAUGCAUACACGUGUGGACAAUCUUUACAAAAGACUUUUCACGGAUGCUGUGACAUACAUUAAUCGUGAUGAGAACCUGAUGAACAUAGACGGUACCGAAUCCCUAGCCGUCUUCAAUGAACCACUCAUUACUUGGACAUAUUCCAACCCGCCACAAGCACUACGUGGAGCCUGUACGUUUGCCGGCUCGGUUGAUAUCAACGGCUUGAUCGUUCCCUCGGAUGUUUGUCCAGACUGUGGCGGCCAUACAGGGCGGAUUAUCGGUAAUGCCUUUGCUCCAGUUAUUGCUCUAGACCAGGCUGAGGGCUCCAAAGCAUACAAGAUGCUACCUACCGACACCGAGUUGGUGGAGUUAUGGAUUAGUGUCAUCAAUCACUACAAAUGGCAAGACUUCAUCUUCAUCUACGAUGGCGAUUCUUCAUAUUCGCUGGCCUGGGUUCUUCUUGAGAUGGAGAGAGAAAACAGUUGGCAUGUGAUCCCGUACGAGAUUUAUGACGAGGAGGACUACGGCAAGAUGGCCAAAGAUUUGAAGCAACGAAGAACGCAGAACUACCUUUUGUACAUGCACGAGGAAGAGCGCCUUCCAGGCCUCCGUGACAGUAUGUUGGAUAAUGGCUUGUUUGGCGAUAAAUACCACUGGAUAUUCGGAAACUUGGAGCCGCCAAUUACCCGUCGGUACUUGGACGACAAGCUUCGUAUCCACACUUCAUUCCUGACCCGCUUCAAGAUGAGAGUCCAGGAUGGUUUUGACCAAAACGUUCUGACUAAGAACCCAAUUCCGCCUCGUAACUGGCCCUUCAGAGAGCGUACCGCUUACGACGCCAUGUUGUUCUUUGCCCAAGCUAUGACUGUUUUCCGUAGGGAGAAUGGCCGGUACCCGAACGUUGUGCCCAAAUGUGGAGAAGAUGUAAGGAGCGAGCUGGAACCAGUUAUGCAAAAGAUCAGCAUCGAAGGUUUAAGCGGGGAAGUGGCAUUCAACUCACAUGGUGACCGUGUCAACUACACAAUUGAUGUGUACAUGGGCAAAGACAAGCAUAAUAUUUUGAAGGCGGGUGUAUGGACGCAGAAUAUCGCGCAUUAUGAGCGCAAGUACGGGGAGGUUUGGCCAAAGGACAAGGGUCGCCUUAAUAUGUUCCCAUUCAGACAGUCGGAUCAAUCAUACAUCAAAGUACUCUCCAUCGAGGAGCCGCCCUUCUUGAUGUUAAGGGACCAUAACUACGAUCGAGAGAGACGCCAGGUUCAGACAGGCGAUGAGCUGGGUUUGGACCGCUACUAUGGUAUCAUUCCAGAAUUGCUGGAAAACAUCCGCAAAAUCUUCGAAGAGGAGCUGAGAAUGGAGUUCAAGUACAAGAUCGAGCUAGUAGCGGAGGGAUACUACGGAAAAAGAAACCCCAAUACUGGAGAGUGGGAUGGAAUGGUCAAAGAACUACAAGACUCGGAUGCUGACCUUGCAGCCGGUGCAUUCACUGUUACUAGACAGAGAGAAGACGUCAUUGAUUUCACCAAGCACUUCCACACUGGCCCCAUUAAAGUCUUGAUUAAGCACCCCAAUUGGGUCCGUGACUACCCUUUUGCCUUUGUCUUCUCCCUCCACUGGGACGCUUGGCUGGUCAACUUGUUCGCCUUCGGUAUCACCAUUUUGGUCUUUUGGAUGUUGAUGCGCUAUCACCCAAUGGAGUAUCGUAAGCAGCAAGAGGUAGGUCAGGCCACACGAGAGCAAUCCAUCGAGUUCACGCUUCGGAACACGGCCUGGAUGUUGACAGGCAUCAUGUUCCUCCGUGGACACAAACUUUCUCCCGUCUCCCUCGCCGGCCGAAUUCUCCUCUCCGCCUGGUUCUACUUCACUCUUGUCAUGGUUUUCCUGUACAUGCUGAACCUGACCGAAUACGUCACCAUCGACAAGGAUAUUCUCUCGAUCAACAGCCCCACCGAUCUGCUCAACGAGCCGCUGUUGAAGAUUGGGAUGGUGCGAAACGGUCCUACCCAUGAUUAUUACUCCAUGUCAUCUAACUCAGAGGAUCAGCAACUCAUGUCCAUCAUGGGCGUCCUUGACCGACAACCAUUCGUGGAGAGGCUGCGUGAUGGUGCCUUGCGAGUCCGCAACGACAAUGGUCAUUACGCUUUGGUCAGUGAAGAAAUACUGUUGACCUACUACACCCAGAGAGGGCCGUGGUGUGAUCUCUAUGUCGUGGGCGAUCCUGUGAAGAGGCUGAAAUACGCCUUCGCUACCCCGUCUGGCUCGCCUCUCCGUGACCAAAUCACCUACGCCAUCAACAAACUACAGACGUCUGGGGUCGUUCAAGAGUUGCUGGAGAAGAAUUGGUUUGGCUACCAGAAAUGUGAGGAGGAAACUCUCUGGGAAUCGGAGAGUGUUUUGUCCAUCAACGGCAACGACUUGGAGGGUGUCUAUUAUGUCUUGGCCAUGGGUGUGGUUUUGAGCGCUAUAAUCUUCUUUAUCGAUGUCAUAUGUUACUGGCUGUUUGGUAGUUGCUCUUCUGUGGGGACCCAUCCUCCGAGUAACCCUAGAGGGCCGGGGGAAACAAUCACCAUGACUGUCAACCCACGUGAACAGCACACAAGAAACGACUUCGACUACAGUAAACCCGCUGAAGAAAAGUCUCCCAACAUGUGGAUUUAGACAAGCCUUCACAACCAGAGGAUUAUCACUUCAAAACUCCUCAAAACAUCAUUCCUGACAUUAACCCAUCUUAGGCACAGGAAGAACUCAAGAAAAUGAAAUGUUGAGAACAAAACUGUAAAUGGGAGUUAGUUCAAGCUAUGGAACAGAUUUUAUGUUUUGUAUAAUUUGAAACAUGCACUAACUAACCUUGUAGAAAUUAGCACUGUCUUGCGUUAUCUGGUUGAGAGAUAGUUACUUUCAUCACUUUUUUGUUUGUUGCCGAUAUGUAUAUAUUUGGACCUGAUUUGAGGGUGACUUUUUAAUACGCUUAUGGACUUUGUGAUAGUAAAACCUUCCAGUAGAUAUAAUGUAAUACUACGUUUGUAAUUUCCUUUAAACUUUUUGGCCCUAUACAGUGUAUAACGAUCACAGAAAACGACGCAUUGCGGAAGUAAUCUUACUUUUUCAAUUAUAAAAGUGAACUAAUUAUAAAAUUAGAUUUUGUAAGAUACUGUAUCGAACUGCUCCAAUUCAGAGCAGUGGACAUUUGAAUCUUUCACACUCUCUUAAUACUCUGUGCUGCUGCCCUGGUAUCGAAAUGCAGAUGCUGUUUUUAAUCAGUGAUCUGACAUGUCGAAAUUGUUUUGAAUAAUGAAUAUGUUAACGAGCCGUUAGUUUUAGGAAAUGAUCUAGACUAGUCACAGAUUUGAUCUUUAUUGUUACAACGCAUUCCUGUAUAAACUGGAAACGUGUCUCUUAAGUGUUACAAAAACGUUUGCAAAAACUUAAUCUCUUUAAGUUUUUCUUUUCAGAAACUUGAUGUAACGAUGUCGACUGACAUCGUUUUUGGGGAAAGGUAGGGAAUAUCAAUGUACGUGUAUAAGUCACAUGGAAGCAAUUAAACUUUGUAUUUAGAGACAAAACAUUUUCCAGCUUUGGUAUGUAGAGAUUUAAAACUGCAUUAAUGUGAAAUAUUCUUUCGUAUUUUUACUCAGCUUUUUCAAUAGUUUCUCAUCCAUUUUCGACGUGAACAUGUACACAUUUUACAUGUUAGUUAUAAUAAAAGGCAAAUAUGUGUAGAUGAGACAAAUUAUCCAUCGCUUGUUGUCUUAACAAGACUGAACAUCUCAAACUAAAGCACUUUGGAAAAAGUAAACUUUAAGUUGAUAACCUUUUGUUUUACAAUGAGUGGCGAGACGUCACAAUACUGCUUUUGAUGAAUAACACAACAGAGCAAAAUUCCUUCUUGAAAAUAACAAAUUUUGUUUUGGCGCCGAUUCGUGGCAUUUCUUGCGUACUUUUGCUCCUUUCUUCCCAAUUCUGUGCUCCACAGUACAGGGAAUCUAUUACAUGUAUGAUUUCAGCUUUAUGAAAAUGAAUCAUAGCAAACUGUGAGAGUUUUCCAGAGGAGUAAAGCAACAAUGAGAAGACAUACAUUUACAUUAUAAUUAGGAAGAAAACAUUAUAAUAAAAUGAGCCACGAGCAGCCCCCUGGUAUUUUGAUAAUGCAAGAA